Messenger RNA from Dichomitus squalens LYAD-421 SS1, 1332 nucleotides. RefSeq names its product RabGAP/TBC. The record is from RefSeq and is a predicted model, not a curated record. The transcript has 7 exons. The coding region runs from base 1 to 1332 and encodes 443 amino acids. Lineage: Eukaryota; Fungi; Basidiomycota; Agaricomycetes; Polyporales; Polyporaceae.
AUGGACGAAGUCCGGAAAGGCCCUCCAACACCGCUCGACAUCCCCCUUCCACACACCGCCUCAGCAUCCACGUCCGCCCUCCCGCUCCCACUACCCACCUCGACCUCCCUCCCCACACCCACCACGGCGAAGCUCACCGAGCCGCCGACGCCCACGGCGCGCCACCGCCCGUCGCGCUCCGUCGGCCCGAGCAUGCUCGACAAGGUGAUCAGCAAGACGCGGCCGCCGUACCUGCCCCCGAAGCCGCGCACGGAGGACAGGAAGCACCUGCAGGACUGGGAGGACAUGAUGAAGCGCAGUCGGGCCGCCGAGGAGAAGCGGCGGCAAGCGCUGCUGGAACGCCGGCUGGCGCGCGAGCGACGAAUAGAGGAGUCUAUCGGCGUCUGGGAGCGCGAGAUCGUGCCCGACUGGACGGUGGUGCACCGAAACACGCACCUGCGAAGGGUAUGGUGGCAAGGUAUCCCUACCAAGCUACGCGCGAGCAUGUGGCAGGCCGCGAUCGGGAACCCGCUCGCACUGAGCAAAGACUCAUUCAAAACUUGCUUAUCAAGAGCAAAGAGAGCACUAGCUUCAGGUUCGUUUCCAACGACUGUCCUGAGGUUGCUAGAAGACGAUAUCCGAACAACCCUUCCUGCAAUACACCUAUUCACGCCGGAGAAGGGCCCUCUAUAUCAGGACCUCAAGGACAUGUUGUGCGCAUGGGUUGUUGCGCGGUCGGACGAGGGUUUGGGAUAUGUGGUCGGGGUGGCGAAGAUCGCAGGCAUGAUUCUCAUGAAUAUGUCGCCCGCUCAAGGGUUCAUCGUCAUGCGGAACCUGCUCGAACGACACUGUUUGCGGUCUUUCUACGGCGGUAUGGCAUCAAAAGACGACGUGGAAGCAUACUACAGGAUCUUCGAUACCCUUCUCGCGGAUGGGAUGCCCAAAAUCUAUUUCAACUUCAAGCAGCACCAAGUAUCACCCGCAGCGUACCUUCCAGACUGGUUGAUACCACUAUUCUUAGAGCAUCUUCCGUUCGAAGCUUGUGCACGAGUCUGGGAUGUCAUCUUUCUGGAAGGAGAUGCGUUCCUGUACCGUGCGGCACUCGCCAUCCUCGGUGUCCUAGAGCCACGUCUAUUCUUCCCCGACAAAAAAGAGCUUCUCGAGCUGCUACGAGGGGAGAACAAGGCGGCGCUGGAAGUGGCGAAGCGGGACGGGCGGACGGUCGACAAUGGCAAGUACGAGAUCUACAACCUCGACGAGGAGAACCUCUGGGAGCGCAUAGAGAGCAUGGACGAGUGGUGGCGGGAGAGCACAUGGAAGAGGCUAAUCGAGCGAGAAUUGCCGGACUUGUAG